AUGUCAUUUGUAUACACAAGCUUCGCUUAUCAAUUCUCUGUGCCGCCGGCAUGGCACGCCAAUAACCUGGGAUACAUGUUCAUGGACCCCAGCAACCCGGGAGCCAGAGUGAACGUCACUUUGGUCGUCAUUAUGCAACGUUACUUUGCAAGUUUUGUUACCUCAGGGUCGCCUAAUCCAGUUAGUGGAGGUUUCCUUCCUGAAUUUGCGUCCAAUGAGGGGUUGACUGUGCAAAAUCUCAAUAGCACCUUGGUUGGGCCUGUUCUAGAUGCCGCUGUCAAUGCGUCGAAGUGCGACUGCUGGCAGGAAGGAAACUUUAUCUAG
Plenodomus lingam JN3 is the source of this 324-nucleotide messenger RNA. The record is from RefSeq and is a predicted model, not a curated record. Lineage: Eukaryota; Fungi; Ascomycota; Dothideomycetes; Pleosporales; Leptosphaeriaceae.